UUGAAACUUGCAAAGAAAGUACAUUCAGAGUUGAAAGCUAUUUGUUUUUCUCCUCUGCAUGCGCAUAUAUCUAUAUGUAUGAUCUGACGGGUCUUUCCAGAUCUAUAUGUAUGACCUAUGAACAUGAGGUUGGCUCUGUUCUUCUUCAUCCUUUUGCUCCUCACAGUUUGGUCCACAUCCUUUGCUUCUGCAACAAAUUUACCAGACGAUGAAGUGAAAGCGCUGAAAGAUAUAGCGGAGACGCUGGGGAAGAAGGAUUGGGACUUCGGGGUAGAUCCAUGCAGCGGGGAAAAUGGAUGGAUUACGCCUAAUCCUGUUCAUGGAGAUGAAAAUAACGUCACCUGCGUUUGCUCUUUUCUCAAAGUUGAAAAUGCCACCGUCUGCCACGUCACCAACAUACUCCUGAAAGGACAAAAUCUUCAAGGCAUGCUCCCUCCUGAACUGGUCAGGUUACCCUAUCUUCAAGAAAUUGAUCUCUCUCGCAAUUACCUGAACGGCACAAUCCCUAAAGAAUGGGGCUCCUUGAAUCAUCUUGUCAAUAUUUCCAUAAUUGGAAAUCGACUAACGGGACCAAUCCCAGCAGAGCUAGGAAAUCUCACCAGUCUCGAAAGCAUGGUUUUGCAGUUCAAUCAGUUAUCUGGAAAUCUACCCCCGGAGCUUGGGAAUCUUUCCCGGAUUCGACGACUGUUUCUUACUUCCAACAAUUUUUCUGGGGAAUUACCUGCAACAUUUGCAAGGCUCACUAGAUUGAUAGACUUUCGAAUUGGUGGCAAUCAAUUUACUGGAAAGAUACCCAGUUUUAUUGGGAGCUGGACGAGUCUAGUGAAACUUGUGAUCGAAGGGGGUGGUUUUAGUGGGCCAAUUCCUACAGAAAUCUCGUUUCUGCAUAACAUGACUGACUUGAGAAUUAGUGACUUGAAUGGACCUGAUUCCACUUUUCCACAGCUUGCUAGGAUGACAGGAUUGAAGAGACUGGUAUUAAGGAGUUGCAAUAUCACUGGAACAUUACCUGAGUAUCUUGGAAAAAUGACCAGUAUAAAAUCCUUAGAUCUCAGCUUUAACAAAUUAACUGGACAAAUUCCAAGCUCCUAUGCUGGCUUAAGAAAAGCAGACUACAUAUAUUUAACUGGAAACCUUCUCACUGGACCAGUGCCCGAGUGGGCAGAUCGUUCUGGCUUUGUAGAUCUUUCCUACAACAACUUCAGCGUUGGAAACCCAGGGCAGCCAGCAUGUAAAACGGGCAAUGUGAACCUGUUUUCAAGCACUUUGACAGGGAAUGACUCGGGAGCAGUUCCAUGUUUGAGCGGCUUUCGCUGUCCUAAAACAUGGUACUCUCUACAUAUAAACUGUGGUGGCCGGCAAUUAACAGUAAACGAAAGUACAAUAUUUGAAGAAGAUUCAGAUGGAUCAGGAUCAGCAAGAUUUCACCGGAGUGACACAAACUGGAUAAUGAGCAGUACUGGUUACUUCAUGGAUAAAGAACGCGUAGAUUACUACACCGUGCGGAGUGCAUCAGCACUCUCUAUAACCAAUGCUGAAUUAUACAUGAAUGCACGUGUUUCUCCGCUCUCUCUGAGUUAUUUUGCGUUUUGCAUGGGAAACGGAAACUACACAGUAAAGCUCCAUUUUGCUGAGAUAAUGUUCACAGCCGAUAAAACAUAUAGCAGCCUCGGAAGGCGCGUCUUUGAUGUCUAUAUUCAGGGAAAGCUGGUGCUGAAGGAUUUCAAUAUUGCAGAAGAAGCAGGAGGAGUUGGUAAGGCUGUCGUCAAAGAAUUCACUGGUAUUGUGACUAGGAAUUCAUUGGAGAUCCGCCUAUAUUGGGCUGGGAAAGGGACAACUGCUAUACCAUAUAAAUCACUAUAUGGUCCGCUCAUCUCUGCCAUAUCUGUGGAUCCUGACUUUAAACCCCCAUUGGAAAAUGGAAGUAGCAUAUCUGGAGGGACAGUGGCUGGCAUUGUGGUUGCGGGAGCAAUGAUUGUAAUCCUGGUUUUCGGUAUACUUUGGCGGAGAGGCAGUCUAGGACCCAAAAAUUCACUGGAAAGAGAGCUAAGGAAUUUAGAUCUGCAAACUGGAAUAUUUACUUUAAGGCAAAUUAAAGCAGCAACAAACAACUUUGACGUUGCCAAUAAGAUUGGAGAAGGAGGAUUUGGUCCUGUCUACAAGGGCUUUCUGUCAGAUGGUACUAUAAUAGCAGUUAAGCAGCUUUCGUCAAAAUCAAAGCAAGGAAAUCGGGAGUUUAUAAAUGAGAUAGGCAUGAUUUCUGCUAUGCAACAUCCUUGUCUUGUCAAACUUUAUGGCUGUUGUGUUGAGAGAGAUCAAUUAUUGCUGGUAUAUGAAUACAUGGAUAACAAUAGUCUUGCUCGUGCCUUGUUUGGCCAAGAAGGUCAAUUACAUUUAGAUUGGCCGACAAGAUACAAGAUUUGCAUUGGUAUUGCUAGAGGUUUGGCUUUCCUCCAUGAAGAGUCAAGAUUGAAGAUCGUUCAUAGAGACAUUAAAGCCACCAAUGUGCUGCUCGAUAAAGAUCUCAAUCCAAAGAUAUCUGAUUUUGGUUUGGCCAAACUUUAUGAGGAGGACAAUACCCAUGUCAGCACCAGAAUAGCUGGGACAUAUGGAUAUAUGGCUCCUGAAUAUGCAAUGCAUGGUCAUCUAAGUGACAAAGCAGAUGUCUAUAGUUUUGGUAUUGUUGCAUUGGAACUUGUUAGUGGGAAGAGCAACAACAUGAACCACAGCAUCCAUCUUCUUGAGUGGGCACAUUUCUUAAAGGAAAACUACAAUCUAAUGGAGAUAGUUGAUCCAAGGUUGAAAUCAAAGUUUAUAAAAGCAGAGGCUAUGGUGAUGAUCAAUGUAGCUUUUCUAUGCACAAAUGUGACUGCAUCACUUAGGCCCAACAUGUCCUCAGUGGUAAGCAUGCUUGAAGAACGAACAGUUCGGGAGGUGGUUUCAGAUGGAAGUGAGGCAUUGGAUGAGAUGAAGAGGCGGAAGUAUUACCAAAAUAUAGGGGAAAAUAGCAUAUCAGUCGGGUCAUCAUCUAUUGAUUCACCUAAAUCAGUUACAGAUCUCUAUCCUGUUCACUUGGAUUCCUCUUACUGGAUGAAAAGAAAUUAG
Neltuma alba is the source of this 3105-nucleotide messenger RNA. RefSeq names its product probable leucine-rich repeat receptor-like serine/threonine-protein kinase At3g14840. The coding region runs from base 118 to 3105 and encodes 995 amino acids. The transcript has 24 exons. The record is from RefSeq and is a predicted model, not a curated record. Lineage: Eukaryota; Viridiplantae; Streptophyta; Magnoliopsida; Fabales; Fabaceae. Gene Ontology annotation, biological process: protein phosphorylation. Gene Ontology annotation, molecular function: protein binding; protein kinase activity; ATP binding.